Messenger RNA from Notolabrus celidotus (New Zealand spotty), 2858 nucleotides. RefSeq names its product potassium channel, subfamily K, member 4a (gene kcnk4a). Gene Ontology annotation, molecular function: potassium ion leak channel activity. Lineage: Eukaryota; Metazoa; Chordata; Actinopteri; Labriformes; Labridae. The coding region runs from base 646 to 2538 and encodes 630 amino acids. Gene Ontology annotation, biological process: potassium ion transmembrane transport; stabilization of membrane potential. The transcript has 9 exons. Gene Ontology annotation, cellular component: membrane. The record is from RefSeq and is a predicted model, not a curated record.
GACAGCACUUCAUUGUACGCAAUAUUAUAAUGCUCCUCCUCCUCUUCGUCGUGGUCCUCCUCUUCCCACCAUCAUCUCUCCUCUGCCAGAGUGAUCUAGGGUCACGAGAAUGGGGAAACACCUUCCAAGGAAAAAAACACAUGCACACAUGCACUUUGACAACACACAUACACACAUACACACACAGUUCCUCCCUGAGUGCUGAAUGGUCAGAGCCGCACAUGCUGCAUGAAAGAAACUUGGAUAGAAACAUUUCUUCAAUCUAAAGAAGCCCUCUCCUCCAGAUGGUCAUCCAUCUCUGGAGGGUUUUCGGCGUAAAUAAAAGGCGGGAAAGAAAAACGCUUUCCUGGCUGUACAGACUGUUGCGUUCAUGAACAGGCAUCUUUUUGGUAGAUGGAGAAAGAAAAAGACCCAAAGUCCUUGACUCCUGAAUGCUGAUGACACAUCAAAGAGAAGGAGGGCAAGGAUACAGAUGAGAGGACAUUUCUCCAUCAUCUGAAGUGUUGAGCUUUGACAUGGGAUGAGCUCCUGACAUCAGCGACUUGAGCUGUGCCCCUGUGUAUCCUGGCUGAGAGCCCCCCCAGAUCCUGGCCUCUGAGCUCUGACCCCUAACCCUGGAGGGGAGGGGGGGUCGACAGGGAGAAAAUGCGGGGCACCACCCUCUUUGCCCUGCUGACUGGGGUGAUGCUGUACCUGGUGAUGGGUGCGCUUGUAUUCCGAACCCUGGAGGCCCCUGGUGAGGAUUUGGCAUUCAAAAAACUGCUGGUUACCACGCAAAACUUCUUGGAGAAUAAAUCCUGCGUCACUGAGGUGGAAUUCCACAACCUUGUGAAGGAAGUAGCGAAGGCAGUGGGGGCAGGCCUGGAUAUGAACAACCUUCCUGCCAACUUCACCAACCGCUGGGACAUGGCCUCUGCUUUCUUCUUCUGUGGUACUAUCAUUACCACCAUAGGUUUUGGGAACCUGUCCCCUCGGACGUGGUAUGGCCAGUUGUUCUGCGUGUGCUACGCUCUGGUGGGCAUUCCCAUGUUUGGAAUACUGCUCGCCGGCGUGGGUGACCACAUGGGCACAGUGCUGCGAAGAGCUGUGGCCAAAGUUGAGACCCUCUUUCUGAAACGGAAGGUCAGGCCGACCACUGUGCGUGUGAUCUCAGCAGUUCUCUCCAUCCUGAUUGGUUGUCUGAUCUUUCUGGCAGUUCCUACAGUUGUGUUUCAGAAAGUGGAGAACUGGACCUUUCUGCAGUCCCUCUAUUUUGUUGUCAUUACCCUCACCACUGUUGGAUUUGGAGACUUUGUACCAGCUGGUGGUCGGACUGGUGGUACACUCUUUAAGCCUCUUGUGUGGUUGUGGAUCGUGUUUGGUCUGGCCUACUUUGCCUCCAUCCUUACAAUGAUUGGAAACUGGCUGAGGGUGCUGUCUAAGAGGACGCGUGCUGAGAUGGAGGAGUUGAGGGCCCACGCAACAGACUGGACCCAGAACAUCCAGAACAUGUCCAUGGACUUCCGCAUCCCAAAUCCUCUGGAGUUCAAUGACCCAUUCCUCCUGCAGCGCCGGCGCUGGAAACGCAGCGAGCGUCGCCGCAUCCGUCGUGGUGCUCAGGGUACUCUGGGACACUGGGUCAGAGGAGGAUCUGAGAACGGACAUCUGCCGAACCGCUGGGCUGCCCACACUAACUCUAUGAGCCAGCUGGAGGCUCAUUCCUCUCUUGAAAGGGCGGCAGUGGCCAAGGCCAGACCGCGGGUCAGUGCUGAUGGAGUGGUCUGUAGAGCAGGGCCUGGUAAGAGGGUUGACCCCACUGUGGGUCUGCAGGUGGAGGGCAGGUUGUUUCCUCAUCAUCAUCUGGCCCGCUCAUUCUCCCUCCCCGUGGCCCCCUCCACCUUAGAGCUGGACUCAGCAAGUACAGCCAUGCAGGGAGGAUCCUUUUCUGGAUCCGAGUCUUCCUUCGACUCCAGAUCUGACUGCUCCUCAGUCUCCUCGUCCUUCUUGGGACUCCACAGGUUCCAGCCCUGUUGUGCAGUGCAGGAGGAGGGAGAAAUGAGAGCUGCUGACAUUAGUGUAGUUCAAGAGAAAAACAAAGUGAUUCCAGCAGUGGUGUGUGAACCUGUAGCAAACAAAACCUUCCAACACCCACCUGCCCUUUGUUUUCCUCGUCACUCCUCAUCCCCUCAUCCCCCGUUUCUUCCCUCUUCUACCAACCCGAUACUAUUUCCCUCGUUUCCCCUGAACAUUGCCUCCUCAUCUGGCUGCCAACUGCUGGAUUUCUUUGGAGAGAACCUGGCGUACAUUGACGAGUCUUCAGACACGCUGAGCGAUCGCGUCCAGUCAGCAACAACAGAGGAGAAGAGGAGACGGCCACGAAAGCCCAAGAGGAGGAGCAUGAGGAGGCAGCUGUCGCACAAGCUGAGCCCUGCGCAGCUGAGGAGGCCCAGCAGUGACACACAGCCUCCGUCAAUUCCUCCCACACCACCUCCAGACUCUUCUCUUUCAGACCUGCCCCAAUCUGAGGACCAGACCUGCUCAACGCAGAGCCAGAGUUAAGAGGGGACAGAACAGACUAAUAUAGAACCAGGACUAGAACAUUGAUAACUUGAGGACAAGUUUUUGUCCUCAAAUAUCAACAUGAACCAACACACACACCAGACUGAAAAACUUCAUCAUUCACAGAGAUUCUCUUCAGAUUUUGAAUGAGCAGAAGUGAUUAAGAGUUCAAAGCUACAGUUGCUGCUUUGUGAGUCAAAGGCACAAUGUCAUGAAAGCUUUUAUAGUUCUGUCACCUUACCACACAUAAAUGAUACAAAUAAACAGUAAGAUAAACCUGCACUUUGUGAUUAAACUGCUUCAGUGUUUGAUUACCACAA